GGCUUUGGUUCCCCCGCACCAUAGAUGUCAAAGGCUGAAGCUGCUCCCUUUGCCACAUUAUAACUAGUAGAGGAUCCUCAUCGACCAUGGCCACAGCUGCCUCGAAUCCCUACAGCAUUCUCAGUUCCAGCUCCCUUGUCCAUGCGGACUCCGCGGGCAUGCAGCAGGGAAGUCCUUUCCGCAAUCCUCAGAAACUUCUCCAAAGUGACUACUUGCAGGGAGUUCCCAGCAAUGGGCAUCCCCUCGGGCAUCACUGGGUGACCAGUCUUAGCGACGGGGGCCCGUGGUCCUCCACAUUGGCCACCAGCCCCCUGGACCAGCAAGACGUGAAGCCGGGACGCGAAGAUCUGCAACUGGGCGCAAUCAUCCAUCACCGCUCGCCGCACGUAGCCCACCACUCGCCGCACACUAACCAUCCGAACGCCUGGGGAGCGAGCCCUGCUCCAAACUCGUCCAUCACGUCCAGCGGCCAACCCCUCAAUGUGUACUCGCAGCCAGGCUUCACCGUGAGCGGUAUGCUGGAGCACGGGGGACUCACUCCACCACCAGCUGCUGCCUCCACACAGAGCCUGCAUCCAGUGCUCCGGGAGCCUCCAGACCAUGGUGAGCUGGGCUCGCACCACUGCCAGGACCACUCUGAUGAAGAGACUCCAACCUCUGAUGAGUUGGAACAGUUCGCCAAACAAUUCAAACAAAGAAGAAUCAAGUUGGGCUUCACGCAAGCCGACGUGGGGCUGGCACUGGGCACACUGUAUGGCAACGUGUUCUCGCAGACUACCAUCUGCAGGUUCGAGGCCUUACAACUGAGCUUCAAGAACAUGUGCAAGCUGAAACCGCUAUUAAAUAAGUGGCUGGAGGAGGCUGAUUCAUCCACAGGAAGCCCGACCAGCAUUGACAAGAUCGCUGCUCAAGGCCGCAAACGCAAGAAGCGAACCUCCAUCGAGGUGAGUGUCAAGGGCGUACUGGAAACACAUUUCCUCAAGUGUCCCAAGCCUGCAGCGCAGGAGAUCUCCUCGCUGGCAGACAGUCUCCAGUUGGAGAAAGAAGUGGUGCGUGUCUGGUUCUGUAAUAGAAGACAAAAAGAAAAAAGAAUGACUCCGCCAGGGGAUCAGCAGCCACACGAGGUUUAUUCGCACACGGUGAAAACAGACGCGUCCUGCCACGAUCUCUGACUGGAGGAAGCAAGGAGGUGGCCCGCUGCACUGGGAGCAGUGCUGAUACAAUUCUCUCUUUACCUUCCUUUCAGCAUUACAUCCUUUAUUGUUGCUAUCUCUCUAGCUUGCUAGCUCUUCUUUUCUUUCACAGGGGUUUCUAACUUCUUAUGACUUAUGUUAAGAAAAGAAACACACACACGCGCGCGCGCUCAGGCAAACACGCACGCACGCGCGCGCGCGCGCGCGCGCACACACACACACACACACACACACACACACACACACAUACACACACACAUUCAGGCUUCUCAACUCUGAAACACAAUUAUAUUAAGAAGUCCAGGUGGGGACCCUGUAUUCCCUGCUGCCAGGACAAUUUCCCUCCAACCUUUUUCUGCUGAUCAAUAUAUAUUGUUUACUCUGAGUAAGAUUUGUUUGGUUGCUCCUCUCUAAGAAGGGCAAGGAGCUGGGUAACGGGUGGGGGGCGGGGGAGGGUGGGAAGACAGAUGUGUGCCUAUGAAUAACCUUUCAGCGCCUUGGUUAUAGCAGCUGUAUUUCAGGUGAAAUCUGUUUUACAAUAGACUAGUUUUGCAUUUUUUUAAAACUUCUAUAGCGUUUCUAAUUGUCUGCGGUGUUUUACUACAAGCUGUACACAAUAUUUGUGAGAUAAUUUGUAUCUAAUCGACCACUCCACAUUAUUAUUGCUAUUAUUAUUAUUUCUUCAUUGAGCUGAUGGGUUUUUAAUUGCUUAAAAAGGGAGGGAGGCUGAAAGGAGGAGAGAGAAAAAUGCUCACCUCCUGCACUCCCACACUUGAGGAGAGGAUAUGGUGGAGAAAGUUGUUGAUGCUUCUAUUUUCCCCCCCGGAACUGAGUGCCUAUAUGGGCAGAACAAGCAAACUGAAUAGGUUUGCAAAGUAGCCUGAAGGCUAUUUCGCUGCUUUUUUGCCCCCUCCCCCGACUUUCACGGAACUGUGGAGCCCUGGAAGGCUUCCACAGCACAGAUCCCGGUGCCCCAGAAGGAUUCAGCUGUGGCGCGAAGAAUGGGAUGUGAGCGACCUGAAGGAUUCUGAAUUCACCAAGGUCGUGAAUGCCUGUGCGUGAAGUUUCCCACAGGCCGCCAGCUUAGUCGGGUUGACAACCUGCGCUACCCUAUGUACACUCUCCUAGAUGAAAGACUUGGCCUUCACAAAUGGUGGCUUUCAAAGGAGACCACUACCCAAAGACUCUGGCGCCCUAUUGGGCCAGCGCCUCCCAGUUCAGUUCACCUCCAGUUCGCCGCUCGCUCUCAGGGUGAGAAACGCUCUCGGUAGGGUGGUGAGGGGGUAGGCAUCUUCAGCUUCGUGCGGAGAGACAAUAAAAUAAUUGGCAAAAGUCACGAAGAUUCUGGUCCAGCCGCACACCACCUCCUCCCUCUUGUACAUACCAAGGUCUGAGUAAGCUCUUAGGGAGCCCUUCUCAGUGUCUUUGACAAGCACAGCUGGUGGAAGCCCAAGGCGCAGAUCGAGCGAGCUAGCGAGCGCCUGGGCGGCUAAGUUUAUGCUUUUUUUUUUCUUUUAAAAAUCUGUGUGUAUGUAUUUCUGUGAGUGUGUGGUGUGCGCGUGCAAACGUAUGUGUGUAGAUAGCUGUGUGUACCGUAUUACUGUAUACAAAAAAGAAAAAAAAAUGAAAAAAAAAAUCUCCUUAGACUAUGUAGAGAUCCCAAAACGAAGCGGUUGCCGUGGCUUUAUGGCUAGCUUUCUCUCAUGUCCACAGGACAGGUUCACAGGUGCACCUCAUCCCCAGCAAGCACUGUGUGCUGGCCCAGUGAAGCGUCCAUGCCCAGCCAGCCACAGCGUGCCUGACCUGAAGGGGAUCUCGCCAGGAGGCUGAUCUCAGGAUUCAGCUUGCCGGUGCGCAGCUGUGGUAGACAAAGCUUCAAACUACCUAAGGACCAGAAAACCUUGUGCCCCUUGUGUAAGAUGCGCUAGUAUGGGCUGCCAGGUUGACCACAUUGUGUCUCCCCUAGCCGCAGGUCAAAGAGCUUAUAUUAAUUCAAAUUCCAGACCCUUUCUUUUGCUAUUUUUUUUUUCUUGGUCAAGCCUCUACAUUCUUAGUUUUAGGCUUUAGUUCUGUGAUUUUAUUUUCCUGUUCAAUUCAUGUUUCACAAAUGUUCGAAGGUGGGUGGGUUAUUUGUUUUUGUUUUUUCUUUGCAGUUAAAUGCUAUGGUUCAAACCUGAGUUAACCCAAAUAUUUCUGCCGACUUUAUAAUUGUACAGUUUUGUAUAUUAAACGUUUUUGAAGUUAUUAAUUUAAAAAGAUCAUUUAGUUUAUUCAUUUAGUAACUGAUGUAUAAUAAACGCUAUUUUCAUUAAGAGUUGCUUUUUCAACUAUUUUAUUCAAAUUGCCUAUUGCAGUUCCCAACGAUUAUUUAUUUUCAAUAAAUUCUGCAUUGUGUUUAAAUGGAAAUUGUUUCAAAGAUGAGUUGGGUGUCAAAAAGAAAACAAUUCGCUGUAACGUUUGAUGUGAGCAGUUUUAGUCAAGGGGUUUAUAUUGACGCAAUAUUUUAUUGUUGUAAAAGAUUUAAAAGGUUUAAAUAAAACAUUUUUCCAAAAAAAAAUCAUGUUUUCUUCUCCUGGCCUUCAUGUGCUGUGUGUGAAGUGGAGCAUUUAAAGAAGCACAUCUUGGGUGAGCAAGGCAUUUGCUUUGCUUCGGGUAAGAAACCGUUAGUUUUUGUAUUGAUUCUGGUUACUAUUCCUCUGAUGUUUGCCUUUUGGUUCAGAAGUAUACUCUCACACAUAAUACCUAUUUGUGCACUCAUAUCCAUGUGCUAGAGCAAAAUGUACUCUUCAAGGGUGGGGAGACUUGCUGGGAAGAACACUGGCAAGCCAGGUCCAAGACUAUUUCCUUAGUGUUCUCCGAGAGCAUAAUGUCUUUGUCAACCAGUGUUUUCUAGUCAGACCCCCAUCCUGAAAUUAUACCCAAACCUUCCCUGGACUUGUACAUUUCUUACAUACCUUUAUCUGUCUUCUUUCUCCCCACUCCUGACAAGCCCUUCUAGUAAGGGACCUGGAUAUGUUUUUAAUGUAAGUGUUAGUGUUCAUCUUAAGGUGCUCCCUGGGCCCAGAAACCUCAAACAAAUGGUGUUUUUCAAUCCCUAUUUAUCUGGUUUGCAAGAAGAAAACAAACAAGUAAAAAUAACAAGGAUUAUGAGAGAACUGGGAGAAUUUUGAUUUAUUAUACUCAUCUUUCCACUCCCACAUAUGAUUUUAAAUGUAUUAUUGAUUUCAUAAAUUCUUCCACAAAAAUAAGCGACUGCUACCUGUAGUGGCAGCUAAAGAGUAAUAUGCCAACUAUGAGACAAUUCUACUUUAAGGACAAGCAUGCUUUGUUCAAACUUUUUUUCUUGAUUGGUGUUUUUGAAGAAAUAAACAAAAUACAAUUUCUGGCAAUAAGUACCCCCUUCAACUCAUACUCUGAUAUAGAUAUUUCUCUUAGACAAAUCAUAAUUGUUUAAUCACUUUAAUAGCUAAUGAUUAUGAUGUAUGUCUUGACGUUUUCAGAUUGCACAAUUAUUUAUAGCUGUAUAGUAAAACACAC
Messenger RNA from Mus musculus (house mouse), 4730 nucleotides. RefSeq names its product POU domain, class 3, transcription factor 4 (gene Pou3f4). The record is from RefSeq and is marked validated. The transcript has a single exon. The coding region runs from base 87 to 1172 and encodes 361 amino acids. NCBI's taxonomy places the organism in Eukaryota, Metazoa, Chordata, Mammalia, Rodentia, Muridae. Gene Ontology annotation, cellular component: nucleoplasm; nucleus. Gene Ontology annotation, molecular function: DNA-binding transcription factor activity, RNA polymerase II-specific; DNA-binding transcription factor activity; DNA binding. Gene Ontology annotation, biological process: regulation of DNA-templated transcription; brain development; regulation of transcription by RNA polymerase II.